UGCGCAUUUUCAUUCCAACUGCCGUGGGUAGCAGAACCACCAAAUAAAAAACCAAAAAAAAAAUACAGGAACAAAAUGAUGCAGCCGAGACUAGUGAUUUUGGGUCUGAUCGGAUUGACGGCGGUGGGCAUGUGCCACGCCCAGGGACGCAUCAUGGGAGGGGAGGACGCGGACGCCACAGCCACGACCUUCACCGCCUCCUUGCGGGUGGACAAUGCCCAUGUGUGCGGCGGUAGCAUUCUCUCCCAGACCAAAAUCCUGACCACCGCCCACUGUGUGCAUCGCGAUGGAAAGCUAAUCGAUGCCAGUCGCCUGGCGUGCCGCGUGGGCAGUACCAACCAGUAUGCUGGUGGCAAGAUUGUCAACGUGGAAUCGGUUGCAGUGCAUCCGGACUACUAUAAUCUGAACAACAACCUGGCCGUGAUCACGCUGAGCUCUGAGCUGACCUACACCGAUCGGAUCACUGCCAUCCCGCUGGUCGCCAGCGGAGAGGCACUGCCCGCCGAGGGAUCGGAGGUGAUCGUGGCCGGCUGGGGACGCACCAGCGACGGCACCAACUCCUACAAGAUCCGUCAGAUAUCGCUAAAGGUGGCCCCGGAGGCGACCUGCCUGGAUGCGUACAGCGAUCACGACGAGCAGAGCUUCUGCCUCGCCCACGAGCUGAAGGAGGGCACCUGCCACGGAGACGGAGGCGGUGGUGCCAUCUAUGGCAACACGUUGAUCGGGCUGACCAACUUUGUGGUGGGCGCCUGUGGCUCCCGCUAUCCGGAUGUCUUUGUCCGACUCUCCAGCUACGCGGAUUGGAUCCAGGAGCAGAUCGCCUAGAUCCGUUUCAUCCCGUUUUUCCUUCACAAGCUAACAAAAUAGAAACUAUUUUCCCAAACUCAAAGCGGGCAAAAUGACUCAAUAGUUUGAUUUUGAUAAGGAUAAGGAUCGGUGAUUGCCACUGGACUUGUGGUUAACGUAAUAAUCGCUAACUAAGCAUGCUUAUUUAUUGUAUUUAUGACCUCAAUGGCAUGGCUUUUAUAGCCCAGAACUCGAGUCAUCGAUAAAGCAUUCCGGUUUUAGGGUCAAUUUAGGCAAGCUUUACGUAAUUUGGGCCUACAAUUAGUUAUAUAAGGAAACUUGAAGACUUUUCAAAAUCCAAAACCAAACCUUUUUUUUAAAUGCCUUCUUUUGCUGUUCGAAACUGAAGAGAUCUGCACUUUAAGAUCUAAUAAUUAUAAUAAAUGUGCAAUAAUUAUGCAAUAGGAAACUUUCGGC
Messenger RNA from Drosophila melanogaster (fruit fly), 1263 nucleotides. It is a transcript of the gene sphe, whose product is annotated as spheroide. NCBI's taxonomy places the organism in Eukaryota, Metazoa, Arthropoda, Insecta, Diptera, Drosophilidae. Gene Ontology annotation, cellular component: extracellular region. Gene Ontology annotation, biological process: proteolysis. The record is from RefSeq and is marked reviewed. Bases 76 to 825 code for a protein of 249 amino acids. The transcript has 2 exons.